CACGCCAAACUGGGCGGAGAGUCUGCUGGCCUGUCUUCUUUGCACGUCUGGGCGGCGGCGGCGGCAACUGGGGACGGGGCGGGUGGCGCAUCACGGGCGCGGAGGCAGGAGGAGCAGCCUCAUUGUUCCGGGAGCCGUCACCACUGCAGGUCCCUCUCUUGGUCGGCCCGACCCCUUCGUCCUCCCCAACCCCCACAACAGCCCGCAGAUCUGAGGAGAAGCAGCCCCGCGGCGGCAGCAGCUGCAGCAUCCUCUCCGACCCGCCAGCCAUGGAAGACCUGGACCAGUCGCCUCUGGUCUCCUCGUCCUCCACCGACAGCCCGCCCCGGCCGCAGCCCGCGUUCAAGUACCAGUUCGUAAGGGAGCCCGAGGACGAGGAGGACGAGGAGGAAGAGGAGGACGAGGAGGAGGACGAGGACCUGGAGGAGCUGGAGGUGCUGGAGAGGAAGCCCGCCACUGGGCUGUCCGCGGCCCCGGUGCCCCCUGUCCCCGCAGCCACCUCCGCCGCCGCACCCCUGCUGGACUUCGGGAAUGAUUACGUGCCCCCGGCACCCCGGGGCCCCCUGCCGGCUGCGCCCCCAGCCGUCCCCGAGCGGCCGCCGUCUUGGGACCGGAGCCCCGCGCCGCCGUCGGUGCCCGCGCCAUCCCUUCCGUCCGCCGCCGCAGUCCCGCCCUCCAAACUCCCCGAGGACGACGACGAGCCUCCGGCACGGCCUCCCCCGCCGCCCCCGGCCGGCAUGAGCCCUGAGCCCGCGUGGACCCCGCUCGCCCCAGCGCCCGCCGCGCCCCCCGCGCCGCCCUCCACCCCGGCCGCGCCCAAGCGCAGGGGCUCCGUGGAUGAGACCCUUUUUGCUCUUCCUGCUGCAUCUGAGCCUGUGAUACACUCCUCUGCAGAAAAAAUUAUGGACUUGAAGGAGCAGCCAGGUAACACUGUUUCGGCUGGUCAAGAAGAUUUCCCAUCUGUCCUGCUUGAAACUGCUGCUUCUCUUCCUUCUCUAUCUCCUUUCUCAGCUGAUUCUUUUAAAGAACGUGAAUACUUUGGUAACUUACCAGCAGUAUCACCCAUAGAAGGAACACCUCGAGAAACUUUAAAUGAAGCUUCUAAAGAGUUUGACAAGGCAAAAAACCCAUUUGUAGAUAGAGAUUUAGCUCAGUUUUCAGAAUUAGAAUACUCAGAAAUGGGAUCACCAUUCAGCAGUGCUCCAAAAGCAGAGUCUGCCAUACUACUAGAAAACCCUAGGGAAGAAAUAAUUGUCAAGAGAAAAGAUGGAGAAGAUUUGGCUAGUAGCAUUAUCCUUCAUGACCAACAAGAAGCACCUAUAACUAAAGAAGAUAAAGUUUCAUAUUCAGAAAGAACAAAGGACAGUUUUAAUGAAAUGGGAGUUGCAGUAGAAUCACCUAUACGGGAGGAAUAUGCAGACUUCAAACCAUUUGAGCGAGUUUCAGAAAUGAAAGAUACUUUUAAGGGAGACAGUGAUGUUUUGGCUGCUAGAGUUAAUGUAGAAAGCAAGUUGGAAAGUAGAGAGGAUGAGAAAGGUUUGGCAGAUAGCCUUGAGGAAGCAAGUCCUGAAAAAGAUAGUGAAAGCAGUAAUGAUGACGCUUCUUUUCCAAGUACACCAGAAGGUGUGAAAGGUGGCUCACAAGGAUAUAUUACAUGUGCUCCCUUUAACCCCACUACUGAGAGCAUUGCACCAAACACUUUCCCUCUGUUAGAAGAUCGUACUUCAGAAAAUAAGACUGAUGAAAAAAAAAUAGAAGAAAAGAAGGCUCUAACUGUAACAGAGAAGACAGCUAGCAUCAAAACAGCAAACCCUUUUCUCGUAGCCAUGCAGGAUUAUGAGACAGAUUAUGUUACAACAGACCAUUUGUCAAAGAUGAAUGAGGCAGUAGUGGCAAACAUGCCUGAAGGUCUAACCCCAGAUCUAGUACAGGAAGCCUGUGAAAGUGAAUUAAAUGAGGCCACAGGAACAAAGAUGGUGUAUGAAACAAAAAUGGACUUGGUGCAAACAUCUGAAACGGGGCAGGAGUCACUCUACCCUGCAGCACAGCUUUGCCCAUCAUUUGAAGACUCUGAAGCAACUCCUUCACCGGUUUUGCCUGACAUUGUUAUGGAAGCACCAUUAAGUUCUCUGCUUCCUAGUGCUGGUGCUUCUGUGGUGCAGUGCAGCUCAUCACCAUUAGAAGCUCUGCCCUCUGUUAAUUAUGACAGUACCAAGCUUGAGCCUGAAAAUCCUCCACCAUAUGAAGAAGCCAUACAUGUCCCACUGAAAAAAGUGGAAGAAAUUAAACAGCCUGAAGUUAAUGCAGCUGUUCAGGAGGCAGAUGCUCCUUACAUAUCUAUUGCAUGUGAUUUAAUUAAAGAAACAAAGCUUUCCACGGAACCAAGUCCAGCCUUUCCUACUUAUUCAGAAAUGGCAAACGUGGAAAAGCCAGUGCCCGAGCAUUCUGAGCUACUGGAGGAUUCAUCACCUGAUUCUGAACCAGUUGACUUAUUUAGUGAUGAUUCAAUUCCCGAAGUUCCUCAGAAAGUUGAGGAAGCAGUGAUGCUCAUGAAAGAAAGCUUCACUGAAGCCUCAUCUGAAUCAGUAAUAGAAAGUCGACAAAAGGAAAACCUUAGUGCUUCACUAUCUGAGGGGGGAAAGCCGUAUUUGGAGUCUUUCCAGCCAAAUUUCCAUCCCACAAAAGAUGAUCUAUCUCCUGAUGAAGUUUCCACAUUAAACAAAAAGAGGAAAAUUCCUUUACAAAUAGGAGAGCUCAAUACUGCAGUUUAUUCCAGUGAUGACUUACUUACUUCUCAGGAAGAAAAAUUAAGAGAAAGUGAAACAUUUUCAGAUUCCUCUCCAAUUGAAAUUAUAGAUGAAUUCCCUACAUUUGUUAGUUCCAAAAUGGAUUCCUCUCCUAAAGUAGUCAGAGAAUACACUGACCUAGAAGUAUCCCACAAAAGUGAAAUUGCCAGUGUCCAGGAUAGAGCUGGGUCAGUGCCCUGUACAGAAUUGCCCCGUGACCUUUCUUGCAAGAAUGUACACCCGAAAGAUGAAGCUAAAGCCCGUGUCUCAGAUGAAUUCUCCAAAGAUAGGUCUGAUCCAUCAAAAGAACCCCUCCUGCCUCCAGAUGUUUCUGCUUUGGCAACUCAAACAGAGAUAGGCAGUACAGUUAAAUCCAAAGUCCUUGCAGAAGAAGCUGAGAAAAAACUUCCUCCUGACACAGAAAAAGAGAACAGAUCACCAUCUUCUAUAUUUUCAUCAGAGCUGAGUAAAACUUCAGUUGUUGACCUCCUCUACUGGAGAGAUAUUAAGAAGACUGGAGUGGUGUUUGGUGCCAGCUUAUUCCUGCUGCUUUCACUGACAGUAUUCAGCAUUGUGAGUGUAACGGCCUACAUUGCCUUGGCCCUACUCUCCGUGACUAUCAGCUUCAGAACGUACAAGGGUGUGAUCCAGGCUAUCCAGAAGUCAGAUGAAGGCCACCCGUUCAGGGCAUAUUUGGAAUCUGAAGUUGCUAUAUCUGAGGAAUUGAUUCAGAAAUACAGCAAUUCUGCUCUUGGCCAUGUGAACUGCACAAUAAAAGAACUCAGGCGCCUCUUCUUAGUUGACGAUCUAGUUGACUCUCUGAAGUUUGCAGUGUUGAUGUGGGUGUUCACCUAUGUUGGUGCCUUGUUCAAUGGUCUGACACUACUGAUUUUAGCUCUGAUUUCACUCUUCAGCGUUCCUGUUAUUUAUGAACGACAUCAGGCACAGAUAGAUCAUUAUCUAGGACUUGCAAAUAAGAAUGUUAAGGAUGCUAUGGCUAAAAUCCAAGCAAAAAUCCCUGGAUUGAAGCGCAAAGCUGAAUAAAAAGCCCCAGUCAACAGUAGUCUUGCUGUAUUUUGGGACGGUGCAGAGAAGGCGGAGCUGGAAACAAAACCCUUUUCACAGUUUGUGCACUGUGUAUGGUCUGUGUAGAUUGAUGCAGAUUUUCUGAAAUGCAAUGUUUAGACGAGAUCAUACCAUUAAAGCAGGAAUGAAAAGGCCUGCCUUUCUGGUAUGCUCUAGGUGUAUUGUGAAUUUUACUGUUAUAUGAAUUGCCAAUAUAAGUAAAUAUAGAUUAUAUAUAUCUAUAUCUAUAUAUAGUGUUUCACAAAGCUUAGACCUUUACCUUCCCAUUGCCCAACAGUGCUUGACAUUUCAGUCAUUGGUUAUACAUGUCUAGUUCCAAAGCUUGUAAGCUUGAAAAAGAAAAUAUAUUUCUAGGAGCACUACCAUCUGUUUUUUACAUGAAACAUUGCCACACACAUAGAACUUCAUUGCAAAGACUUAACAGUAGUUAAUUUUGUCACAGACUGAAAUCUAUGGAUUGAAUCUUAAUGCUUCCAAAAAUGUUGUUUGCAAAUAUCAAACAUUGUUAUGCAAGAAGUCAAAAUGAAGACUAUACCUUUGUGGUUAAGCUGUACUGAACUAAAUCUGUGGAAUGCAUUGUGAUCUGUAAAAGCAAAGUAUCAAUAAAGCUUAUAGACAAAA
Messenger RNA from Perognathus longimembris pacificus (Pacific pocket mouse), 4493 nucleotides. RefSeq names its product reticulon 4 (gene Rtn4). The coding region runs from base 270 to 3830 and encodes 1186 amino acids. The record is from RefSeq and is a predicted model, not a curated record. Gene Ontology annotation, biological process: neuron differentiation; endoplasmic reticulum tubular network formation; brain development. The transcript has 10 exons. Gene Ontology annotation, cellular component: postsynaptic density; neuron projection. Lineage: Eukaryota; Metazoa; Chordata; Mammalia; Rodentia; Heteromyidae.